AUGGCUAUCACCACACCAACUUAUCCAAUUUCCACUCCACUCAAACAGAGUACUCUCCUCUCCCCUUCAUUCCUCAAGUCCACAACUCCCCUGCAUUUUACCACAUCCAACACGAAACCCUUUUACCGAAAAUCGAGGCUCGUGUUAUCGACCACGUCGGAGAACACAAACCCGUCAACUCUUACCGACCGGAAAGCUGACGUGGCGCUGGAGCUGACGUGGCGCUGGAAACCGAGCACGAAGAUCUCCUCCGAACCCUACCUCAAAUCAAGAACUGGGAUGGCCGGAUGUUGUGCCGCCGGCACCACGUGGCUCAAGGCCCUGGCCUUCAGCCUUGUCAACCGCAGUAGGGUCCGGCCCGAAUCCAUCUCAUUGCUCACAUCCAGCCCACAUGACCUCGUCCCGUUCCUCGAGCUCGACCUUUACCGGGACCCCAAUGUGGGCUUGAGCCCGGGCCCGGACCCGGGCACGGAAUCUAUCCCGACACCGAGAGUCGUCGCCACGCACCUCCCGUACGGGACCCUUCCGAGCUCGGUGUUGGGGUUCUUCCUCCUCAAGAACCGUUUUCGGCCCGAGGAGGAGCCGCUGCCCCUUGCGGAAGCCUUCGAGAUGUACUGCGCCGGGGCCCACCCAUUCGGCCCCUUUUGGGAUCACAUGCUCGGUUACCACGAAGCGGGCCGGGAUGAACCCGGGCGAGUUUUGUUCCUCAAGUACGAGGAGCUGAGGGAAGAUGUGGUCGGUGAGCUUGAGGAAGAUGGCGGAGUUUUUAGGGCAACCUUUCUCGGAGGAGGAAGAGGAGAAUGGCGUGCGUUGAGUGUAAACAAGGAGGGGAAUUGGAACGGGGUUGUUGCGAAUAGCUCGUUUUAUAGGAAAGGGGAAGUCGGGGACUGGCGGAACCACCUGUCGGCUGACAUGGCGGAGAGGGUCGGGAGGAUUCUCGACGAGAAGUUGAGUGGGACCGGGCUGUCGUUCGAGAGAUAUAUUAGGUUCAUUGUUGUGGAGAGCGAGAGUAGGAGCGUUUGGAAGCCGGCCGGGCCAAGCCCGAGUCCGAACUCAUUCAUCUUGUUGAGAAAGUCGAUUGCUUGGUCGAAUUAUCGGGCCGCGGCGUGCCUGUGGAACACGGCUGCGAACGCGAGCUCGUUUCUUGGGGGCUUUUUUCUCGCAGGCAUUUGGUCGAGCACGUGGUGGGCAUCGUCGAAAACUGCUUAUUUGUUCUCUGUGAAAAAAUGGAUGCUCACGAUGAACACUUUGAUCUGUAUUGAUAUUGGUGUUUUUGCAUUUCACUGCCGCAGUGGGAAAGCGUACCUGUUUAAUAAUGUAUAUAACAUCACAAUGGGACCGCUUGAGGAGAGAAUGAUGUUAUCCGGAAUGCAUACUGUAGCAGAAAUAUUCUGCUGCUGUUGUGGGCAAAUAGUCGGCUGGAAAUACGAGGCUGCUCAUGAUAUAAGCCAGAAAUACAAAGAAGGGAAAUUUGUUCUUGAGCGAGAGAGGAUAUCAGAUGGAGUUGACUCGGACUUCUGUAUCAAUACUCGGGCGAAUAGCAGUGAUGGUGAUGAUGCAUAAAUUUUGUUGUACUUUUGUGUACUUGCAGAAUGUAGUGAAGUGUUGAAGCUGCUUACUGUAAAUAUGAAUCUGGUGUGUUGUGUUUUGAUUUCAUGUGCUUGAAGUUAAGGAUAAAAUGUGUGUUGUGCACUUUUACUAAGAGAAUGUUUGUACACAUAAAAAGAAGGAUACUAAUUAUUUGUAACUUGUACUUUGCGC
This is a messenger RNA of Striga asiatica, 1761 nucleotides long. Lineage: Eukaryota; Viridiplantae; Streptophyta; Magnoliopsida; Lamiales; Orobanchaceae. The record is from the annotation of a GenBank genome assembly.